Messenger RNA from Salvia miltiorrhiza (redroot sage), 809 nucleotides. RefSeq names its product 36.4 kDa proline-rich protein-like. Lineage: Eukaryota; Viridiplantae; Streptophyta; Magnoliopsida; Lamiales; Lamiaceae. The transcript is spliced from 2 exons. The coding region runs from base 16 to 585 and encodes 189 amino acids. The record is from RefSeq and is a predicted model, not a curated record.
UCUCUUUUUCACGUCAUGGAUUCCUCCAAGAUUUCCGCCCUCCUCCUCCUCCUCCUCCUCUCCCUCUCCUCCGCCGCCCCCAUCCUCGACCCCCAAUGCGGCUACUGCUCCCAUCCCCGCCCCCGCCCCCGCCCCAAACCCCCCACCGUAAAACCCCCCAUCCACCUACCCCCCACCGUAAAACCUCCCAUCAACCUACCCCCCAUCCACCUACCCCCCACCGUAAAACCCCCCAUCAACCUACCCCCCGCCGUGCCCGUGCCCGUGCCCGUGCCCAUGCCGCCGGUGAAGGGGAAGGGGUGCCCGCCCCCCGCCCCCUCGCCCCCGUCAUGCCCCAUCGACACGCUGAAGUUGGGUGCAUGCGUGGACCUUCUUGGGGGGCUGAUCCACAUAGGGUUGGGCGACCCCGCGGCGAACGAGUGCUGCCCGUUGAUCGCGGGGCUGGUGGAGAUCGAGGCGGCGGUGUGUUUGUGCACUACGCUUAAGAUUAAGGCUCUCAACCUUAACCUUUAUAUCCCUCUUGCUCUGCAGCUCCUCCUCACCUGCGGCAAGACGCCGCCCCCCGGCUACACUUGCUCCCUCUAAAUUCACCUCAUUUCAUCUCCUAUUUUACUAUGAUUGUAGCAAGAUGUAUCAAAAUUGGAAUCGACAUGAGGGGAUGUCGAGUUAUGAGUUAACUUAAUUUAGCUAUUGUUGCGAUCUUUCAAAAUUUUCCCAUUGUUCAACGCGUACGCCUUCUCAUUGGAAAUUGAUCCACAUAAUCAAUGUGUUCGACAAGGAAUUAGAAAUUAAUUACAAGAUUAUUGAUA